Messenger RNA from Pelobates cultripes (western spadefoot toad), 12055 nucleotides. The record is from the annotation of a GenBank genome assembly. Lineage: Eukaryota; Metazoa; Chordata; Amphibia; Anura; Pelobatidae.
UGUGACUUCCCCCUAGGUCAUGUGCCAGUUAAAUGUUCUCCUUCCAGGGGAGGCUUCUCAGUAGCUUUUCUUUUUAUCUGUGGAGCUGCAAGCAAUGUCUUUGUCCUGGCUGCCCCUGUUCCUGGUUCUGCUGAGCCUCCUGGGGGGGACUCAAGGGGGUAAGAAGAGCUUUUUAAUUCAUAGCAUGAUUACUUUCUAAUUCAGUCUUUUAUUGAGAGAAUUAAGUAACUCAGUGCUUUCUCACAGUGAAUGAAUGGGACAUUAAAUGACUGCUGUGUGGGUAGUAGAUCCCCCUGGAUUAGCCUCCCAGCAGAAAUGGUAGGGGUGAUAUUGAUUUUUUUUAUUUUUUGACUAAUAGGAGCUGUUGUGUGUGUGUGGGGGAAUAAUCUAUCUAUGGUGUAACUAUAUCCUCCCCCCUCCAGCCCAAAAUCCCUGCCUCUCUCUACAUCUCUCACAGUCUCUGUCUGUCUCUCCCUCUAGCUGUGUCUGUCUUUGUGUCUCACCCCUUGCACUUUCCACUGCCCCCAGCCUGGUCUGUUCCUGUCCUCUGAUAGAUCACUCAUUUAAAGAACCUGUAUCUGACUAUUUAAUUUUAAUACAAUGAUGUCCAAAUCUUCACCUACAGACCAUUCUAUGAAUGGUCAAGAGUGUAGCGCAGUCAUAGAGGUGGGAGGAUCCUCCGUGAGGAGCCAAUCAAUUCCUAAAUCGAUCAACUAGAAUUCUGCGUUCACAAACCUAAAUAAUUAGCCACGCUGGAGAUAGACUCUGUGUAUAAUGAAAACUGUCAUGGUUAGUUCCUAAAGUGAAUUUCACAUUUACGGCCAGAGUAGCCAAACUGAAAGCGUAGCGGACUUUGAGAAUUUCUACAGUUUGGAUAUUUUGAUCUUAAAUGUGAAAUUCACGUCAAUGAUUAAUUCUGUGAGUUUAUAAAAAUGUUACGUGCUGGGAAAGUAUUGAGCACUUUGGUGGGUUUCUGCUCCAAUCUCAAAAACGUUAUAGCUCACUCAUGCCAUUAAAGAGAUCACUAAUGAUAAUAUCAUGAAGACAACUAUAGUGCCAGGAAAACAAACUCGUUUUCCUGGCACUGUAGCUUCCCCUACUGUCAAGGCCCACCCCUGUGGUGCAGAAAGGGUUAAUAACCACUUCUUUCACUUACCUGGGUCAGCUCCCCUAGAGAACAGCCAAUAGAGGAGUUAACCCGAGCAGGUAAUUAUUGCAGUUUAUAAAAUUGGUAAUCAUUACAUGCUCAGGGUUAAGGGUGAUAGGAGUUGGCACCCAGACCACUUCAAUGAGCUGAAGUGGUCUGGGUGCCUACAGUGGCCCUUUAACCCCUUAAGGACACACGACAUGUGUGACAUGUCAUGAUUCCCUUUUAUUCCAGAAGUUUGGUCCUUAAGUGGUUAAAGGGACACUCCACUGCUCAAAUACAAAAUAAACUAAAAAUCAUUGUUUAGUAGAUAUAGCCCGAAGGAAAACAUGUAUGUGUUUAAUUAUGCUUUUUUUUUUUUUGGAAUAAUAUGGCUUGUAAAAGCUGCUGAUCUCUCAUCGGAACCUUUGCACGCUCUCCCCUUCUAACCCCGCCCAGACUUUUUGUGGCUGUCCAAUCACAGACCUCUCAAUGCAGCUCAAUGAGAAUUCUUUGCAAGGCAGGUGCUCUGGGCAAUUGCUGCAUCUUAAGUUUCGCUCCACUGAGCUAACCAAACCAGGAAGUAACUGGACCGCUUGUCUGCUUGAAAAAUCAGAGGGGUGUAACCUGCAUAAUUUAUAAAAUGUGCUAAUUUCUAUUGAACUCUGCACUUUUUUUUUCAUAAUUCAAAAAAGAGGGCAUUCUGUUCACACAUAAAGCUAUUUAACAAGCUAAAGUACUUUAGGGUUCUGGAGUGUCCCUUUAAUAAUAUGGCCUUUGUUUUUCUCUCCCUGUGAUAACACUUGUUUCUGUGUUUUGAUAUACAUAAAACACAGACCAUUUAUAUUGCACUAUACAACCUCCAUCGCAUUCUGUCUGUUAAUCCAAUUUAUUCUACUUAUCACACCUCUGUGUUGCCCUGCUCUGCUCGGAUUGUAAGCUCUGUAGGCAGGACAAGUCAAACCGCUACAUUUAAUUGAGCAUUUCCUCUUCAUUCGGAUGAGCUGGGGGUUAGUUACAGGAAAUUGUGACAGACAAUCUCCAUUGCUGGGCGUCAGGACUCUGUAAACACAACAGUUCCCCACGCUGUAUAAUACGCAGUCAGCCAUCCGUUCAGUGUUAUCUGAAACCUCAGACCUGCACAAAUCAAUACUUUUAUACCCCCUGCAGCAAUGCAAAGACCACAAAAACUCCAUGUGUUGUGUAAUACAGGGUAUAACCUCCAUAGCUUUCUACAAUAUGGGGGGGGGGUAUUAUUCCCCCCCCCCCUAACAAGGCACAAGAUCGAAGCAGACAUGACUAGAGUAAAUAAAAUAUAGAGUCUUAUCUGUGGUCAAUAUACACAGAAAUCAAGAGAGACAAAGAAGAAGCGAGUUCUAUGAUAAUUCAACAAUUGGCUCAAUUUUGGAAUUGUAUAACGUACCAGGUGGGAAUACAAAAUAAGGUCUUGAACUGUUUCCCAAUAUAGUCUCUAAUGAUAAACAUGCAAGACUUCAACAUAAGACAAUGGGGAAUCAAUGGAAAUGGGUUAUUAAGACUUUUUUUAUAUAGAGAUAAAUAUAUAGAAAGUUCCCUAGAUGACAAUCUGUAUUUGGAUAAUUUAGGGGUCUGACAUGAGCACUUACAAUUGUUGCUCUUUCAGUACAAUAUCCUCCACCUCUCACCCCAAGCUGAUGUAUCUCUCUCCUCCGUCCCACAGCGUGGAAUUUACGACAGAUCAGAAACAAACUGCACCGGCAGCAGCAGGCGGAAUCCUUCAAAUCUUUUUACACUCGCUUCGGGCUCCCAAGGGGGGCACUUUCCUACACCACUGCACUGGAGGGUUACCUCACCCAGCCACUGGACCAUUUCAACCGACGCAAUAAUGCCACCUACAGGCAGGUCAGUAAUUAUACUGCCCAAUAUGUCGAGUGCAGAUAUGUCAGCACACUCCUGCUCAUUGUAAACCAUGCUUUCAUUUUUGCCAAAUCUCUGUUUAGAGGUACUGGAUAAACGAGGCGUUCUGGCAGCGGCCGGGCGGUCCGGUUUUUCUCUAUAUUGGAGGUGAAGGUUCCCUGUCUGAAUUCUCCGUACUGUCAGGUAAGAUUUGCUGGAGGUUGGAAGAGCUCCCAUUCCCCUCUGUAAAUAAAAAAGAUAAUAUGAAAGAUACCCUAGUGUUUAUUACUGGGUGUAGAGGAGGGCUCUGUGAUAACUGCAUGCCGCCUGACAUCAAUCUCUUAUGCUGUCUGUUAUAGGGGAACAUGUGGAGAUGGCACAGAAACACCAGGCACUCUUAGUAUCUCUGGAGCAUCGUUAUUAUGGAGCUAGCAUUAACGAGGACGGCCUGACUCUGGAGGCAAUACGUUUCCUGUCUAGCCAGCAAGCGUAAGUAUCAGACACUCUGUGAUGUCCUAAUACAUAAUCUAAAGACACGUACCUCUCACUCCCUGCUAAUACGCAGACACGAAGUCGCCUACCUCUCACCCCCUGCUAAUACGCAGACACGAAGUCGCCUACCUCUCACCCCCUGCUAAUACGCAGACACGAAGUCGCCUACCUCUCACCCCCUGCUAAUACGCAGACACGAAGUCGCCUACCUCUCACCCCCUGCUAAUACGCAGACAUGAAGACACGUACCUCUCACUCCCUGCUAAUACGCAGACAUAAAAAUUAUACUGUUUUCCAGACUUGCAGAUCUUGCCUCCUUCCACCUGUUCAUCUCCCAGAAAUAUAAUCUCACCCGUAAUACGUGGAUCUGCUUUGGAGGGUCUUAUCCCGGCUCCCUCUCUGCCUGGUUCAGACUUAAGGUGAGAAAGUUGAUUUAUACAGAAAACAAUCUGCCAUUUCCUUCCUACAAUAUUACAAAACCACUGGUAUAUAUUAACUAGCAGUGAGGGUAGUGUGUGUCUGUGUGUUACUGGUUCUUGGCACGUGGGGGAGAGGUUGUGUGUGUGUGUGUGUGUGUGUAUGUAUGUAUGUAUGUAUGUAUGUGUUUAUUGGUAUGCAGGAGCGCUGUAUUUCCUGUGUGUGAGAGGCUGUUACUGUGUAACAUUUUGGAUUAAAGCACGCAUUGUCUUUACAGUUUCCCCAUCUGGUGUACGCCGCUGUGGCCUCUUCCGCUCCGGUUAGAGCUAAGCUUGACUUCACAGACUACAAUAAGGUAUUCAGGCGCUCCAUGUCGUGGUAUGUGCCCACUGUAUCCUGCCCAGGUUGUUACAGGGAGUUUUACUCUCUAAACCAGGAACUGUCAAAUUUAAUAAUAUUACAAAUGUCAGGCCAAAAUAGAAAGUAGUUACAGUAUUUUUCCAGUUUAUCUAAUGUGGCUUAAAAUGAGCAAUUUCCUGGUCAGAUCUUUACGAUUGUUUAAAGGAAUACUCUACACACCAAACCAGGUGUAGCUUAAUGCAGGGCACAGCACUGACAUUGCUUCUGCCAGCUGAUGAGACCUGCAGUGUUAACAUGGCGGUGACCACACUGAACAGCUGGAGCUAAGUAAAGGUCACCUCCCCUGCUCCUCGCUGCUAUCAGACCCACACUGGAUCUGUCUUUGUAAAAUAUGCAAGGACCCCUGAAAUUGACAGAUCCGCUUUAACAGGGCUGGAGAUAAUUUCUAAAAUAAACACACUGUGAUGUCACAUUUGAUUGAAAAUUAAACUUUUUAUUUUUCAUGCAGGCUGUGUCCAUCACAGCCACAGGAGAUUUGGCUAGGGCUGCAGAAACAAAAGUGAUUUUAUUUAUUUAUUUUUAACUCCUAAAUUCCAGUCAAUUGAAAACCAUUCCUUUUACUUAAAUUUUUUUUUUUUUUUUUUUUAUAUAAAUAUAGCCUUUUAUUAUUGGUAGCCAGAGAAAAGCACACAAUCUUUAAACCAGUGUUUGUCUCUCCAGGUGGUGGGUCAUAGUCUAUCGGACCCUGUGAUUGGUGGAUCUGCAAAGGUACGUCGCAAAAUUACAACAUAUUUCAUGUAUCCAUUCCAUUUAAGCCACUAAGCGUGUCACCGUUAUUUGUUCCCUUUAACCCAAUAAGCCUGUCAUUGUCAUUUGGUCCCUUUGCUGCGGUGGGGACUGUCUUGUUUAUUAAAUCUGGCUAUUUAAAAUCUGUCACAGUAAAGGAAACAUUUUCUUAAAGUAUUAAUACAUGUAAUUUUGUGACUUUCCAGUGCCUGGAUUUGAUCAGACGAGGUUUCCAAAGAGUGGAUUCUCUCCUCAAGUUGGGAAAUGUCACCCAGUUAGAGAAGGAUUUCUUUUCGUGUGAAGCGCUGCGCGGCCCAGAUGACUUCUCAGAAUUUGUUAGUAACCUGGCUGACAUCUUCAUGGGCGCAGUGCAAUAUAACGGGGAAAUUAAAGGCAAUGACGUGCAGGGAUUGUGUCAGAUUAUGACCACGGAAGGCAUGAAAUCUGCCUACGAGGGAUUGAAAAAAGUCAACAAGGUAAGGGGUUACUGCAGUGAAUAUCCAUUGGUACGGAGAAAGGGUGGUUGUUGUUGUUAUUAUAAUUAUUAUUAUUAUUAUUAUUAUUAUUGCCAUUUAUAUAGCACCAACAGAUUCUGUAGCGGUUUACAAUAUUAUGAGGGGGGGGAUGUAACUAUAAAUAGGACAAUUACAAGAAAACUUACAGGAACAAUAGGUUGAAGAGGACCCUGCGCAAACAAGCUUACAUUCUAUAGGAGGUGGGGUAUAAGACAAAUAAAUAAGGUGGAAGUGAAGCAGAGCUGGAGGAGAGAGUAAAGUGCUGCCCUAUAGGAGAGAGCAAGAGACAGGUAUGUAAGGUAGAGGUUACUCUGGGAGGCCAUUAGCUUUCCAAAAGAGUGUGUUUUUUUUUUUUUUAAGGCACUUCUUAAAUGAUUGAAGACUAGGGGAGAGUCUGAUGGGGAUAGGCAGACUAUUCCAUAAGUAGAGAGCCACCCGCAAGAAGUCCUGCAAGCGCAAGUUGGCUGUACGGGUUCGAGCAGCGGUCAGGAGGUGGUCAUGGGCAGAGCGGAGGGAACGAGGAGGGGCACACUGUGACGGUAUAAUCCUGUGACCUGUCAAUCAUUCCCUUUUUCCCAUAGCAUAGCCAAGUAAUCCACAAAGUAAUAAAUCGCUGGUAUCGCCGAAUAAUCCACACAUGAGCCAAAGCUGAAUGCUGGAACAAGACUGAUUUACUGGGAACAAGGGUGCUCAAUUUAUGCAACACAUAACUCCACCUCUGGGCCAGGCUAGAUAAUUGAGUUUGAGCAGCUUAUCAAACACAAUUAUCUACUGGCCAGAAAAGUUAAAAUUUUUCACAAUUCUUAAAAAUCUACUUUAUACAUAACAUUAAUAUAAAAACCAUAUACUUCGGUAGCUGAGGGUGAUGUGUGCAACAUAUUAAAAAUUUGUGAAAAUCCGUUCAGCAGUUUUAGAGUUAUACUGUGUGAAAGUUUGACCGGCUCUUCACGAGAUUUUAGCCAACUUAGAGUUCCACAGAAUCAGGGGCAAGAGCCUGUCUCCGUUCGGAUGAAAUUUCACAAAAACUGCUGCAGGUAUUUUCAGUCUGGUUCGUGGAGAAUGCUUCCCUCAUUCGUCUGUUCUAAACUCCCGAACGCCGUUCUUCUGCCGUAUUUAGAAGGGGUUCGUGUGGCAAAACCAACCUCGCCACUAUGCACUGGAGAAGCCUGGUUGCCAGCCUCCUGCCAUCUGACUAUGGCCCCCUUGUGAAUUCGUACUUUUGUAUGCAAUAUUUGGGCAUGUGACAUUUUUAUAUUGCUGCUACUGGCCCUUUAAGGGCCAUCCGUGGACAUAUUCUGACUGUUAGGAAUAAUGCCCUUUAAGAUUGUGUAGCAAAUUGCAUUCAGGCUGUAUUUAAUAUUAUGUGUUCGGUAAACAGUGUUAUGUGUAUGCAGCAUUCGUCUGAUUGUUCGGUAGAAUUACUCCAUUCAUUAUAUUGGGUGAAACUACCGAACAACCAGACCACCCUGGAGUAAGUGUGCCUCCAAUUACCGUUUGCAACAAUGUUGCAAACGGGUAAUUGGCAAUAUUAUAUAUAAUUGGCCCGCCGUUCGGUAGAAAGGAUCCCACGAACAGGGGGAUUCUUACGAAUCCUCCCCAAGCUCUAUAACCCAGGCAAUUCGUGUGAUUCAUUCCCUUUUCUGUGACCGACUGCAGGGCCAAAGUACAUGGAACUAUUUUCGGAUACUUUUGCCAUGCAGUCGGUAAAAACUUUAACCCUUUAUAAUUCCUGAACCCCUGGUCCGAUCUGGGGGAUUUUCGGAUAUGUGUCUCACCCAGAUCAGGGCUACCAGGGGAUGUAACAUUUAAAGGGGUAUCCCUAUGUUUAGGGGUACAUCCAGUAUCCCAGGGAAUUUGUGUCUGUACUAAUGGGAUUAUGUGUCACACUAAGGGGAGGAGAUGUGUGGGAGGUAACUGGUACAUUAUUGGCUGGGGUACUAAUUGUUGUAGAUCCCUCCCUUGCAUGGGAGAAUGUCUUAAAAGGAGGCUGUGUGAAUAAAUCUAGAGAUUCUGCUUAACCCUCAAAACGAAGUGUCGUCUCGUUAUUGAGGGAAUUGGAUUGUGUGCUGACUGCCAGGAGUGUAAGCCGUUCGUAUUGCUUUUCCUGUUCGGCUGCUUCCAGAGUUCGUGUAUUUCUUGUUCGUGAGUUGGGGAUUCGUACAGUUUGGAGUUCGGGAGGUUGGUGAUUGCAGUAGCUGCCGGUCUAUGGGAAAGGGGAUUAUCGCCUAAACUGAUUUAUCCCCUUGUGAGAGAAACGGUCCGUUACAGUUCGUAUAGGACUUCCAGAGGGGGACCGGGUGUUUGUCAAGUACCAUGCCGAAAACAGUUCCAGGCAUUCGACGACCAAGUCCUGCUGACCGCCGUUCGAGAGUUCAGAUGGCCGCCGUCCAUUGUUCUCGCCACGUGUUCGUAUGCCGAAAUGGCGGCCACCUCGGAGCAGUCAAUUAACUUGCGGUUUUCGUGCAGUUACUCAGAGUUCUAAUUGCUACCCAGGGUGGUCUUCUUUCGGUAAACUGACUAUUUUGCCGAACAAGGGAAUGUAACGAAAUGAAAGUAACAAAUUAACUAGUAAUAAAUCCAACGAAUACAGUAGCAGGGAGGGAAAGAACCAAAUGAGUGGAGGGUGAUUCUUCACACAUACCUAUGGAUUCGUGAAGAGAUGUAAGAGGGGCUAGAAUUGGUCAGUGCUUUAUAGGUAUGGGUUAGCACUUUGAAUUGACUCCCAUAGGAUACAGGAAACCAAUGUAAGGACUGGCAGAGGGGUGAGGUGUGAUUGGACCCACUAGAGAGGAAAAUCAGUCUGACAGCGGCAUUCAUUACAGACUGUAGCGGGGCAAUAUGGCUUUUGGAGAGGGUUACAAUAAUCCAUGCAGGGAAUUACUAGAGCAUGGACAAGCUCCUUGGUAGCAUCUUGUGUAAGAAAGGGGCGGAUGUGGCCUAUGUUUUUAAGUUGGAAUCUACAGGAUUUGUCAACAAAUUGGAUGUGAGGCUCAAAGGUGAGGCCAGAGUCAAGUAUGAUGCCACGACAGCACUUGAAAGGAUGGACUUAUGUGGAUAUCACUGACUUGAAGGGAGAGCGAGAGAGGAGGAUCAGUAUUAGGAGGAAAGACAAGGAGUUCAGUUUUAGAGAGAUUGAGCUUAAGAAAGCGUGAGGACUCCAGUCAGAGAUGGAAGAAAGGCAAGCAGUGACACGUUGCAGGACGGCAGGGGAGAGGUCCGGGGAGUAUAUAUAUAUAUAUAUAUAUAUAUAUAUAUAUAUAUAUAUAUAUAUAUAUAUAUAUAUAUAUAUAUAUAUAUAUAUAUAUAUAAAAUUAUUUUUUCGGUGGUAGUGGAAUCCAAGAGAGGCAGUAUAAAGAGAAAAUAGAAGGGGACCAAGGACAGAGCCUUGGGGAACUCCAACUGAGACAGGACGAGGAGAGGAGGUAUCCUUGGAAAAGGAGACACUAAAUGAGUGUUGGGAGAGAUGAGAGGAUAGAGUCACAGAGACAGAGCGAUUGAAGAGUUUGAAGGAGGAGAGCAUGAUCAAAGGUGUCAAAGGCCGCAGAGAGGUCAAGGAGAAUUAAUAGGGAGUAGUGACCUUUUGGAUUUAGCUGCGAUUUAGGUAAUUAGUAACUUUUAUAAGAGCAGUCUCAGUAGAGUGGAGAGGGUGGAAGCCAAACUGAAGAGGGUCAAGGAGAGAGUUGGAAUUGAGGAAGCGGGACACACUGGUAAAGACAAGUCUUUUCCCAAAAGCUUUAAGGAAAAAGGGAGCAGCGAUAUGGGACGAUGGUUAGAGGAGGAGGUUGUAGGAUCAUAUCCAGCUGAUAACAUGAGGUAACAAAUCUAUCCUAACAGAGAAACCAUUUAACAUCAGUCACCUUCUCAUCGUACAGGCAUACAUGGAGGCCACGGCCCUCAAGUGCGUGGAAAAUUCUUACCAGAAAUCUGUGGAAGAUCUGAACAGCACCAAAAUCAACCCAGUGGGAGUUGGAGAGCGCCAGUGGUAUUACCAGACCUGCACAGAGUUUGGAUACUGUAUGUACCACUGACAGAUCAGAUAUGCACAGAUUAUAUAUGUUUAAUGAAAUGUCUGAUCCUUUUUCCGAUUCCUCUGCAGAUCAGACAUGUGAGGACAGCUCUUGUCCGUUCUCCCCACUCAUCACCCUCUCCUCCCAACUGGCUCUCUGCCCUCGCAUAUUCCAGAUCCCGCUGGAGUCUGUACAGAAAUCUGUCCAAUUCACCAAUGAGUUCUAUGGAUCAAAUCAUCCCAAAUCCAGCAGAAUCAUCUUUGUUAAUGGUACAACAGCAGUCCCCCUCCCAGCAUCACAAUGUACUAAUGACAGUGACACGUUUAUGGGGCUGUUCCCUCCCAGGGUCACAGCAUACUAAUGACAGUGACAUGUUUAAUGGUCAGUCCCUCCCAGGGACACAGUAUACUAAUGACAGUGACAUGUUUAAUGGACAGUCCCUCCCAGGGUCACAGUGUACUAAUGACAGUGACAUGUUUAAUGGUCAGUACCUCCCAGGGUCACAGUGUACUAAUGAGAGUGACAUGUUUAAUGGCGUAUUCUCCACUUUCUGAAAGUUGUAUUGUAAUUUCUGUUUGCUGCAGGCGAUAUAGAUCCAUGGCAUGCACUCAGUGUUUUGAAGAAUCAGUCUCACUCAGAGGUCGCCAUCUUCAUCAAUGGGACUGCGCACUGUGCGAACAUGAGCCCUUCACGUCCCAAUGACCCACCUUCUCUGCAGAAAGCAAGAGAGGUCCGUAUGCAAAUUGUUGAAUCUUCUCUCAUUGUCUAUACAGGAACCCUGAAACAUUCCAACUUAUUGAACUAGUCUUAUGUUCACCUUACGUUAACUUUUUUUUUUUUCCCCCUCCAGGAAAUUGCAGUUCAAGUCGCUAACUGGUUAAAAUCUGCUCGGCGAGAUGUGGAAAUUGCUGGACCUUAAAUGUGCACUUAAUGAGGCUGCACAGCCUACAAACCAAAUGUGCCAGAUUUACACUGGAAGCCUUUUUUAAAUCUUUUAACGUGGUUUGUAACCCAUUGCUGCUAGGAAAUUUUAUGUCUAUGCAAUAAUGUUUAUAUUUUACCAAAAGUGUGUUUUACAAAUAGGGAGGGAGGACUACUGUGAAAGCAGAGUAUUGAACAGGGAAAAUGGGAACUUCCAGCAUGUUUAACCCUUUGCUGUUCAAGCCGGCACAAUCAUACUUAAACAAAUGGAAGGGUGUGCAGAGCGCAGUAACUUUUGUCUUCACUCCGGAACCAACACCACUGUCCAGGAUGAUACAAGGCGUUUGCAGUUCCUAAACCGUCUGCUUUAAAAAUAAUUUAUUCGUAGUGAUUCGAUUGUCAUUACUACUUAGUGGAAAAACACAGGGUAACCGCUGGUGUCUGGCUUUAUAAUGUCAUUUAAAUAUUCUGAUACUUAAAGAAACUCUCCAAGCACCAUAACCACUCCUGCACUGGCAGCCUCUCCCUAAUGUCAGUAGUCAAACCAUUUAGUAAUGCUUUUUACUUGAUCCUGGGGACUGCUGACCGCCGCUCUCCCGCUUCCUUAAUGUCAGAAUGAAAUCUGGAAGAUAAACUGCGCAGUGGAGGACAAGCUCAUUGGCCAACAGCGUUAGUUGAUCAAUCUCAGCCAAUGAAGAAAGCCUAGUGGAUCUAUGAAGAUUCUUCCGGCAGAAAGGAGGUGUGGAGCUGUGCCCAGUGAGCCCCAGAAAACUGUAACCAACAUUACAAUGGAGGGUGCCAGGGGACGCUGGAGUGGUUACGGCACUUGGGAAGUUGUUUUAAAAAAAAAAAAAAAAGUCAAGGAUUUUUUAAAUCAGAACUGUACUAUAAAAUUCUGAGAAAAGGGAUAAAAGUGGUUUGAGCAUUUUAUUAAACAAACUUGUAAAUUUUAUUACAAAAUCUAAAUAUGAUUCAGAAUUAGCAUUGUAAUGAUUUACAAUCAUUAAUAUUUAAUGGAGGAUGAUUUACUUUUUUAUUAAAUAUAAAUUAAACCAAAACAAGUUACUUUUUAAAAUGUCUAACAGAAAAAAAACUAUUUUAUAAAAAAAAAAGAUUUAAACAUGUGCACACUGUUUUACACAGGACCAUUUACCACGAGUUUGAUAUUUGAUUCCUUCAUGCGUUGUCCCCCCUUCCUCCCCCAUGUGUGGGAAUUCUGGAAUUUCUCAAUAAAUGUAUUUUGUAUCUCUGCUGAUUUUAUAAUAUGUAUUCCCCAUUUUAAUUACGGUUAUGGUAAAAUGAAAAGAAAGUGACCAUUGCAUUGUAUUUAUCAAUCUCCUGUUUCUGAUCAUGUUUGGACGUUUCUCCCCCACAGUUAAGAAAGUUAAGUGGAAAGGUUCUUUUUCUAACAUCGCCUGAACUUUUAAGUUUUCCUGAAGUCUGAAUGGUGCUGAUUAAAUGUUUGCAAAUAAUAAUUACUGGUUUUAAUGUUUGUUCAGUUUUUUUGUGUAAACAGCUUUCUGCUAAUAAAAGGAUAUUUUUGUACCAAUUCAAAA